This is a messenger RNA of Sipha flava (yellow sugarcane aphid), 2245 nucleotides long. Its product is annotated as dystrotelin-like. Gene Ontology annotation, biological process: synaptic signaling. Lineage: Eukaryota; Metazoa; Arthropoda; Insecta; Hemiptera; Aphididae. The record is from RefSeq and is a predicted model, not a curated record. Gene Ontology annotation, cellular component: plasma membrane. The coding region runs from base 125 to 1993 and encodes 622 amino acids. The transcript has 9 exons. Gene Ontology annotation, molecular function: zinc ion binding.
CAAUGACCGACCUCACAUGGCAAAUCGAACUGCAGAACUUCUUGACUCAUUCAAAUGAGAGAUUUUCCCACAUCUACCCUACAGUCCCGACCUAGUACCGAGUGAUUUUCACUUGUUCCCGAAGAUGAAGAACCAGCUAGCGACACAGCGUUUUGAUGACGACGACGAGCUCCGGGCGUGCAUCACUCAGUGGCUGAGAUCGCAGGUGGCGGAUUUCUAUGACGAAGGAAUUUCGAAGCUUGUCCACCGCUACGAUAAGUGCCUUAAUUUGUUUGUGGACAAAGUGUCAUUGUAUAUGAUAAAUGGUGUUUAUGAACAACAUAAAGGAAAAAAUUUCAAUCUUGUUGAUAAAGCUAUGUUAGAAGAUAUUUUGUUUGAUAUUUAUUAUGCAGUCCACAAAGAAUAUGUAGAUUUUCAUUUUGAUGUUGAAGAAGUUACUAAAGUGUUGGUUCAACUGUUGGGACAAAUAUUUUCAAAGUACACAAAAAAACAAAUUAACUUAAGGUCUGCAUUUACAAUUAUAGCUUGUCUAUCAUGUGAUAGACUGCGUAUGAGACUUGGUUAUAUGUUCCAGUUAAAUUGUCUUGACAACAAAUUUGGUUUAACAAAAGAAUACUUUAGAAAUUUUUUAAGGGAUCUCAGUUUACUACUUGAAUUUUUAUCAGAAAAAAUUUUAUUUGAAUCUUCAUCCUUAAACAGCAUCAUUGAUAAUUGCUUCCAAAAUCUCAACAAUCCAGAUUGUAUAAAUGAAGAUCAAUUCAUGCAAUGGUUUAUGACUGAACCUCCUAUUUUGGAGUGGUUACAAAUAUUUUACAGAAUAAAAAUGGCUGAAAAUGUUAAUCAUGAAGUUAAAUGCAAAGUUUGCAAAUUACCUGUGAAAGGUUUACGUUAUUUUUGUCUAAAAUGUGUAAAUUAUAAUCAAUGUCAAAAUUGUUUUUUAAUUGGUGCUACUAAUAAAAAACACAAAUUAAAACAUGCAAUGCAAGAAUAUUGUUGGUUGGAAACUCCUCAGCAGUUAUACACACAAUAUUUUAAAUCUUAUUUAGGAAGAAUUUUCGGGUUGACAUCAAAAAUUCGAUAUCUUCCUGUUGAAUUGCCCAGUGAUAUUAUUGAAUCAAGACAAAAUGCUUUGUGGACUAAAGAAUCUAGCACCACUUCGCUUGAUUCCAGCACAGUGAAAUCACCUCGCCAAGAAUUACAAAGUGUUAUAUCACAAAUUGAAAGAGAAAAUAGGUUGUUGGAAAUUGAAGUCAAUACAUUAAAACGAGGAGAUUCUCAGUUCGAAGCGUUUUUAGACCAACAUCGAAGCAAAAUCGAACGACAAUUAAUACGUCUUAAACAAUUGAAGAACCACUUGAGCGGUACGUUUGGACGCGGGAAAAUGAAACGCAUGCAAAGCACACCGCUCAUCGUGUCCCGACCCGAUCGCCAAGACAUUACCGCGGCAGCGGCCAACCUGAGCCCGAUAUUCUCCGUGAACUCGUCCAACGUGGCGGCGACGACGGCGGAACACAGCGGCCUGAGCGCUCUGAGCACGCUGUACGGCGAUAAGAUGGGCGAGUUCACGCUGAAGACCGGAGAGAACGAAUUUUCGCGGUGGCUGGGGCCCAAGAUUGCGGCCGUUCCGUGCGCGGCCGCCAAGAGCCAGUUGGACGGCACUUACAUCGAAAAGCCGUCGUCCGAAAUGCCGGCGACCGACCCGUCAGAUAAGGAGAACCGCGCCAAAGUGGCCGGGACCGACAGCGCCCGGCCCGACCACGCCGAGCAACCGGCUGUGUUGUCUGACAUUCAGAACAAGCGGAACGCGCCGCCGCGGCCCAGGAUUCCCGAGAAGUCGUCCGCCCCGGUCCGCAGGCAGACGUCGUGCGUUUGGCUGAACUCCAGCAGAGAGUACGCCAAGCAGCCGUCCAACGACGACGACAACAAGGAUAUGGACGAGUUGCACACCGAAUUGGACAAAAUAUUGGACCAGUUACAGAAAUUAGUGACCUAGGAACGAAGAGGAUAGAUUAAGAGACGACGAGUUCAUCGUUUUUCCUAUUAAUUUAAGUUCGCGCACAUUUCGUUUUUCUAUAUAUUUAUAUAUGUUUACAUUUAUAUCUGAUAGUCAACAACAACAUUCCCACAUGUAACCAUUUAAUUUAUUAACUCCAUAACAUUUUUGUAGAUAUCACAUUUUGUUUUAAGAAUGAAUUGCCAUAUUUUUAACAAAAUAUAUAUUUGUAUAAAAAAUAUAUUUAUUUAU